AUGGGAAACUAUACACGAAUAACAAUGUUCAUCCUUGAAGGUUUGACUGAUAAACCAGAAUUGAAAGUUGUGCUGUUUAUCUUCCUGCUUCUGACCUAUUUGCUAAGCAUCACGGGCAAUCUCAUCAUCAUCGCACUCACCCUGGUGGAUAUUCAUCUGAAGACCCCCAUGUAUUUUUUCCUUAGGAAUUUCUCCUUCUUAGAGAUUUCCUACACGACAACAUGCAUCCCUAAAUGCCUAGUUUCUAUGGCAACAGGGGACAAAACUAUUUCCUAUAACUGUUGUAUCACUCAAGUGUUUUUUGCCUUCCUACUUGGAGCAUCCGAGUUUUAUCUGCUGGCAGCUAUGUCCUAUGACCGGUAUGUAGCCAUCUGUAAGCCCUUGCAUUAUACCACCAUCAUGAGCAACAAACUUUGCACACAACUUGUCCUCAGCUCUUGGCUUGCUGGCUUCUUUGUGAUCUUUCCACCACUCCUGUUAGGCCUGAAUCUUGAGUUCUGUGCCUCCAAUGUUGUUGAUCAUUUCUACUGUGACACUACGCCUCUCCUCCAGAUCUCCUGCACAGACACACAGCUCAUAGAGAUGAUGGGGUUUGUCUCAGCUUUGGUGACACUCUUGGUGACAUUGGUAAUGGUGAUAAUAUCCUAUACUUUUAUUGCCCUUACGAUUCUAAAGAUUCCUUCCACUAGCCAGAGGAAAAAAGCAUUUUCCACCUGCUCUUCUCACAUGAUUGUGCUAGCCUUAUCGUACGGUAGCUGUAUCUUCAUGUAUGUCAAGCCAUCAGUCAAACAAAGAGUAUCUUUUUCCAAAGGAAUUUCAGUACUCAAUACCUCAGUUGCUCCACUUUUGAACCCCUUUAUCUAUACAUUGCGGAAUCAGCAAGUGAAGAAAGCCUUCAUUGAUACCACACACAGAAUGGUCUCCUUUAAAAAAUGA
Molecule: messenger RNA, 936 nt
Organism: Dipodomys ordii (Ord's kangaroo rat)
Lineage: Eukaryota; Metazoa; Chordata; Mammalia; Rodentia; Heteromyidae
Product: olfactory receptor 6C74-like
Exons: 1
Coding region: 1-936 (311 amino acids)
Biological process (GO): G protein-coupled receptor signaling pathway
Cellular component (GO): membrane
Molecular function (GO): G protein-coupled receptor activity; olfactory receptor activity
Source: RefSeq, a predicted model, not a curated record